Molecule: messenger RNA, 2013 nt
Organism: Camellia sinensis
Lineage: Eukaryota; Viridiplantae; Streptophyta; Magnoliopsida; Ericales; Theaceae
Product: DNA glycosylase superfamily protein
Biological process (GO): base-excision repair
Molecular function (GO): DNA-3-methyladenine glycosylase activity
Source: RefSeq, a predicted model, not a curated record
AUGCCUACCUAUGGAUCCAAACGGCCUUUCCAUGAGAAAACAAAAAAAAGUGUGAAAAAUAGAAAUCUCUGUGGGACCGGGUCGGACACUGAGGGCCCAAAACCUUGCUGGUUUUGUACUGACGUGGCACUCUGUCACUGGUUUGAGAGUUGACUAAACUUUCCUCUCUCUCUACUCUCUCUCUCUCUGCGCUCUUGGUUGGCUUCUUCGAUCGAAUACACACCAACCACUACUGCUACUGCUCAGUGAGCUUCAUCAUCGUCCAAUGCAGCUUCAAAUCUGCCACCACCUAGGGUUUCUGAAUCCAGAUUUCAACUCUCCAGCCUCCGAUUCACUCAACUCUCCAUCCACAUUUUCCGUCACUUUCUAGGGUUUUGAAUUCCAUAUACUAAUGCACUCUCACAUUUUCAAUCUUUCCACGGUUUCAUCAUUUAUGCCCUAGAUUGUAGAUAUUUGAUUUCAUAGAAGGGGUUAAUUAGGCGCUAGUUUGGUUGAAAUUGGAGGAAAAUUCAAAUCUCAUUCUCCGAUGUCUGGUCCUCCGCGAGUCAGAUCGAUGAAUUUUCCAGAAUCGGAGUCCCGACCUGUUCUCGGUCCGGCUGGGAACAAGACGAGGCCGAUCGAUACGCGUAAGCAGGUUUCGAAACCGCAGAGAAAAGCAGAGAAACCGCAGGAAAUCGAUGACGACAACGCGAAGAAAUCUUCUUUGUUGUCUGUUGUAAAUUCGCCGCCAUCGCCAUUGCCGCUGCAGCAACCGGCAACGGCGACAACAGCGGCGGCGUUAGGGCAUUGUAUUACUGUACCAUCGAUUUUGAGGCAGCAGAGCCACCGGAAGCUUUUACUGAAGUCGAAUUUGUCGCCGAACGCGUCGUGUUCGUCGGACACUUCGUCCGAUUCGUCUCACAGUCGGGCCUCGGCUGGGAAGAUAAGCAGGAGGAGUGUUACGCCGACGCAUAUUCGGAGGAAGCAAUGUGGUCCGAAGUUGGAAAAAGUUGAGAAGAUUGUUAUUGAUACGGACAGUGGAUCGGCGGCUUCAGCUGAUACUUCUCCGGCCAAGAAAAGAUGUGCUUGGGUGACGCCUAACACUGAUCCGUGUUAUGCUGCAUUUCAUGACGAAGAAUGGGGAGUUCCAAUCCAUAAUGACAAGCAAUUAUUUGAAUUGCUCGUCUUGUCAAUUGCUCUGGCUGAACUUUCUUGGCCUGUCAUUCUCAACAAAAGGCACUUGUUUAGGGAAGUCUUUCUGGACUUUGACCCAAUUGCUGUUUCAAAAUUAAAUGAGAAGAAGACCGUGACACCAGGAAGCACUGCCAGCUCUCUUCUUUCAGAGCUGAAGCUCCGAGGCAUCAUUGAAAAUGCACGUCAAAUGUGUAAGAUAAUAGAUGAAUUUGGGUCUUUUGACAAGUACAUAUGGGGUUUUGUAAACCACAAGCCCAUCGUUAGCCACUUCCGAUACCCCCGCCAGGUUCCAAUCAAGACAUCAAAAGCCGAUGCAAUAAGCAAAGACCUGGUGAGAAGAGGGUUUCGAGGAGUUGGUCCUACGGUGGUCUACUCAUUCAUGCAAGUUGCUGGAAUAACAAAUGACCAUCUCACCUCGUGCUUCAGAUUCCAGGACUGUACUGCAGCGGAUUCAAGCAAUAAAGACAGCAUCAGCCUCAAGGGCAAUAGGGUUGAAGAUAAACAACAUGAGAAUUCAACCGAACUGGGACUAGCUAGGGCUAUUGACGGUGUGAAUUUGUCCUCCGAGUAAUAUGUUAGGGUUUUGAUUGAUAUGGGGUUGUAAUUUGCACACCAUGAAAGGGUUUCAUGAGAUGGGAUGGUGGGGGUGAAAAUGUGGUUUGUGUACAAAAUGAUGAUGAAUUUAAUUUGUUUCUUUGGUAUGUAGAUUAAAGAAUACAAUUUGUAAACCAGAAUAGUUGUGGGAGGUGCUUGGAUGUGUUUGAGAUGUGUUGGUUCAUCUUUGUACAGUGUGGGUGAGUUAACCAUUUUUCAAAUAAUUAUUAGGGUAAAUUACAAAUA